Spinacia oleracea (spinach) is the source of this 1129-nucleotide messenger RNA. Its product is annotated as 14-3-3-like protein GF14 kappa. Lineage: Eukaryota; Viridiplantae; Streptophyta; Magnoliopsida; Caryophyllales; Amaranthaceae. The transcript has 4 exons. Bases 118 to 864 code for a protein of 248 amino acids. The record is from RefSeq and is a predicted model, not a curated record.
CUUUCCUUUUUCAUAGCAACCCCCGACUACAUUAUUAUUAUUCUCCUCCCCUCUCACUCCAACUACUCCAACACACACACACUCUCUCUCCUCAACCUCAAGCUUUAGCUUCCGUCAAUGGCGAUUCCUGAAAACCUAACCAGAGAUCAGUCUCUCUACCUCGCAAAGCUCGCUGAGCAAGCCGAGCGUUACGAGGAGAUGGUUACCUACAUGGACAACCUCGUAACCUCCGCCGUCGGAGAACUCACCGUCGAAGAGCGGAAUCUCCUUUCCGUCGCCUAUAAAAAUGUCAUCGGAUCUCUACGCGCUGCCUGGAGAAUCGUUUCGUCGAUUGAACAGAAGGAGGAGAGCCGCCGCAACGAUGACCAUGUCCCCCUCGUUAAAUCUUACCGUUGUAAAGUUGAAUCGGAGCUUUCAACUAUUUGUGCGUCCAUAUUUAAGCUCUUGGACUCGCAUCUCAUACCGUCCGCUACCGCUACGGAAUCAAAGGUGUUUUAUUUGAAGAUGAAGGGUGAUUAUCAUCGUUAUUUGGCUGAGUUUUUGUCUGGUGAUGACCGUAAGAAAGCUGCUGAAGAAACUAUGGUUGCUUAUAAGGCUGCUCAGGAUAUUGCACUUGCUGAUCUUGCUCCCACACAUCCGAUCAGAUUGGGGCUUGCACUGAAUUUCUCCGUGUUCUACUUUGAAAUACUUAACUCAGCUGAAAAAGCAUGUAGUUUGGCAAAACAGGCUUUUGAGGAAGCCAUAGCUGAGCUGGAUACGUUGGGUGAAGAGUCCUAUAAAGACAGCACACUCAUAAUGCAACUCUUGCGGGAUAAUCUCACUCUUUGGACAUCAGAUAUGCAGGAUCAAAUGGACGAGGCAUAGAUGGGUAGGUAAACUCACAAAGUCCGCAUCUUGAAUGUCAUUAAUUUGCUGUCAUCUGGACAGAAAGACUAUGCACAGAACGUUUGUAAAUGAAAUUUGUAAGAUUAUCCAGUGAAGUUUUUAGCUUUGAUGGCAAUUUAUUAUGAGUAAAUAAUACUGUAUUAGACAGACAACCGCUGUGCUCUUCUGAAACAGCGUGAUAGUUGUCUUCUCUAAUUGUAAUAUUAAGACUUGGUAUGCAAGUUUUUCAUUGUCUGUUAUUACA